Messenger RNA from Neltuma alba, 1685 nucleotides. RefSeq names its product dynein light chain 2, cytoplasmic. NCBI's taxonomy places the organism in Eukaryota, Viridiplantae, Streptophyta, Magnoliopsida, Fabales, Fabaceae. The transcript is spliced from 2 exons. Gene Ontology annotation, cellular component: cytoplasmic dynein complex. The record is from RefSeq and is a predicted model, not a curated record. The coding region runs from base 1060 to 1359 and encodes 99 amino acids. Gene Ontology annotation, molecular function: dynein intermediate chain binding. Gene Ontology annotation, biological process: microtubule-based process.
AUAAAGGCAGAACGGUGAAGUAGGAAUAGUCAGAAACGAAGCGGAAAUCCUAAAAUGAAACGGAUCCUGUACAUUAUAGGCUGACAAUGGAGCCCGAAUAUGAUAAUUACGGAAGGAUUAAACUGAGUGAUCGGUGCUCAAUACCGUCAUCAAACAUUCGCCGCCCGGGAAUUUGCUGGUGUGUCGGCCACAAAAUUUGCCUAUUUAGAAGUGAGAUUUUUUUUUUGGGGGUUUCAUCCUAAUGCAAUUUGAUUAUUGGAAAAAUAAAAACCCAUAAAAAUCUCGCCUUGUAAUAUGGUUCACACAUGUAUUAUUUAGUACGUAGGCUGCCACCGGCCAGGAGUUCGUUUGUGGUGGUCGAACGGGUAAAUUCAGAAAACAUCCAGUAUAUCACAAGAAAUCCAACAAGCAAUUUUAUGUGGUCCUAUUCGUUAUUUGUUGGUGUUUGUCUUCCCAAAUUACAUAUGCCAGAUUAUGCGAUGAACAGGAAUAUGCAUCAAAGGCACAAAAGGCGUAAGAAAUCUCCAGAGUCUCUGAGGAAAUCAGAAUGGAUUCUCUGCCACACAACGUGCCCAAAACAUGACAAAUCUAACGGGCCAUAAUCAGAACAUGACAAGUUACUAAAUUAAAUCCAACUCAGAUACGAUAACCCAACCCACCAAAUCCUAAACACGUGUCCGAUGUUAACUAGCUUCAGAAAUUUCCAUCGAGUUAACUUUUUAAAGAUUUCAUCCCAUGUCUGGUUCAUUUCACCACUCCCUACUUUUAAAUGUAGUCAUGUUCCACAACCACCAAGUAGCGUAGAACCUCACAAGGUUCAUGAAUAUGGAUCCUGAUGGUAAAACGGGAAGCAUCUUUUGGUAACCACAAAGAAAGGAUUCUCGAUGCGGAUGACCCACUAGCAUAUCUGCCCCCAGUAUUCUGACUUGACCCUAUUUAAUCUCCGCCACAAUCACCUUACCUUCAAUCCACACCAGAGAAGCACUUUUCUUUUCUUUUUUUUGCUGCUAUCUUUUUCUGUGUUAUCCUUUCAUCUCCUUCUUAGUUUCGUAUCUGACCAUGUUAGAGGGUAAGGCAGUGAUUGGUGAAGCUGAUAUGCUUCAGACUAUGCAGCAUGAUGCCCUGGAUUUAGCAUCUAAAGCACUUGAUUUCUUUGACGUCACAGAGGCCACUGAGAUAGCCCGUUUCAUAAAGAAGGAAUUUGAUAGGACGCAUGGAGCUGGAUGGCAAUGCAUUGUAGGGACAGAUUUUGGUUCUUUUGUGACCCAUUGUUCUGGCUGCUUCAUCUAUUUCUGCAUUGGCAGCUUGGCCAUCUUGCUCUUCAGGGGCUCUACUACCCCAAAAGCAGAGGAAAGUUAGUUCUUGAGGCCAGAGACAGCCACACCAUAACAUUAUUUCUUUUCUUUUCUUUUUAUUUUCUUGAUUCCUCUCCAAGUUGCUACUAUUUGCUGUCUUGCUUCUCAAGAUCAGAUCUACAUCUAUAGUCCAAGCCACACAAUUAGAGGUUUAAAAGUUAUUAAUUGGUGGCUUUUCGUUUCAAGUUUUUUCUUCAAAUUUAUGAAGUUAAAAACUCAUAUUGAUGUAUGAUUUUGUAGUUCUCCAUCUUCUCUUCUUUGACCGACUUGUUGAUGGGUAUAAGAGAAUAUCAAAGGGAAAGAGAGUCAAAUAUUUGAUCCCUUUCGAAA